UCAUUUGACAUUAACACCGAACGAUGUAGCAAAGCAAAAUUGUAGAAGUGAUAUCUGGUAUGUGAAAAAUUUGUUAGCAUAGAAUUUUAAAAAAGUGAUAAAUACAAUGCAUUUAUUCAACAAAAAAUGAUUGAAAAGUGGUGUUAGCAUUACUGCAAACAACAAUAAAGUGGAAUUAUACUAUUAAAACCCUUCCAAUAUACGAAAAGACACUGAAAACAAUAUCACCAAAAAGCGGUGCGGUCGGGUACAGAAUAAUUGUGGCAAUAGCAAAUCAGUACAGAAGAAGGGAUCGCUAGUAUGGCACGCCCAAUUUAUCCGAAUCAGCAGAAGAUUGCUGAAAAGCUUGUUAUACUGAAUGAUCGUGGUCUGGGUAUACUAACACGUAUAUAUAACAUUAAAAAGGCAUGCGGCGACACUAAAUCAAAGCCAGGCUUCUUAUCAGACAAAUCGCUUGAGUCAUCAAUUAAAUUUAUUGUAAAGCGUUUCCCAAACAUUGAUGUGAAGGGCUUGAAUGCAAUAGUGAAUAUAAAAGCGGAGAUUAUUAAAUCGCUCUCAUUGUAUUACCACACAUUUGUUGAUUUGCUCGAUUUUAAAGAUAAUGUUUGCGAAUUGCUUACCACCAUGGAUGCGUGCCAAAUACACCUGGACAUCACACAAAAUUUUGAGUUGACAAAAAAUUAUCUGGAUUUGGUAGUCACAUAUGUAUCGUUAAUGAUACUACUAUCGCGCGUUGAAGAUCGCAAAGCUGUGCUGGGGCUUUAUAAUGCGGCUUACGAACUACAGAACAAUCAAGCUGAUUCUGGCUUUCCGCGUCUGGGACAGAUGAUACUCGAUUACGAGGUGCCCUUGAAACGUUUAUCAGAAGAGUUCAUACCGCAUCAGCGUUUACUGACCAACGCUUUACGCUCGCUCACGAUAAUCUAUCCUUUGCGAAAUUUACCAGCUGAUAAAUGGCGUGAAAUGCAAAAACUAAGCUUGGUAGGCAAUCCUGCCAUUCUAUUGAAAGCCGUGCGCACAGAUACAAUGUCCUGCGAAUAUGUUUCACUCGAAGCAAUGGAUCGUUGGAUAAUUUUUGGACUACUACUAAAUCAUCAAAUGCUUGCGCAGUAUCAGGAGGUAAAUAAAAUAUGGGUAUCCGCCCUCGAGUCAAGUUGGGUAAUUGCGCUGUUUCGCGACGAAGUGCUGCAAAUACAUCAGUACAUUCAAGGCACAUUUGAUGGCAUCAAAGGGUAUAGCAAACGUAUAAGCGAGGUAAAGGAAGCCUAUGCAGUAGCAACACAGAAAGCUGCGUUGAUGCAUCGUGAGCGCAGAAAGUUUUUACGCACCGCCUUGAAGGAGCUUGCAUUGAUAAUGACCGAUCAGCCUGGUUUGCUGGGGCCAAAGGCGAUUUUCAUUUUUAUUGGUUUGUGUUUGGCUCGCGACGAAAUAUUGUGGCUUUUGCGGCAUAACGAUAAUCCGCCGGUACAAAAGAACAAAGGAAAAUCUAACGAGGAUCUCGUUGAUCGCCAAUUGCCUGAAUUGCUUUUCCACAUGGAAGAACUGCGUGCGUUAGUGCGAAAGUACAGCCAAGUAAUGCAACGCUAUUAUGUGCAAUAUCUUUCUGGAUUCGAUUCGAUCGACCUCAACAUACGCAUGCAAAGUUUGCAGGUUUGUCCCGAGGAUGAAAGUGUAAUACUUUCUUCUCUCUACAAUACGGCUUCAAGUUUGACUGUAAAGCAAGUGGAGGAUAACGAAUUAUUUGAUUUUCGUGCUUUCCGUCUUGAUUGGUUCCGCUUACAAACGUACAUGAGCGUUAGCAAAGCAGCGCUGCGCAUCACGGAGAAUGUUGAGCUGGCUCGUUUGCUGGAUUCUAUGGUUUUUCACACGCGCGUUGUUGACAACUUAGACGAGAUACUCGUUGAGACGUCCGAUUUAAGUAUCUUUUGUUUCUACAGUAAAAUGUUUGACGAUCAAUUCCAUAUGUGCUUGGAAUUUCCCGCACAAAAUCGUUAUAUUAUUGCAUUUCCAUUGAUUUGCAGUCACUUCCAAAAUUGCACACAUGAAAUGUGCCCCGAAGAACGUCAUCAUAUACGUGAACGUUCGCUAAGUGUGGUUAAUAUCUUCUUAGAGGAGAUGGCCAAAGAGGCUAAGAAUAUUAUAACAACAAUUUGUGAUGAGCAAUGCACCAUGGCGGAUGCGCUGCUGCCGAAACACUGUGCCAAGAUACUGUCUGUACAGUCAGCGCGCAAAAAGAAGGAUAAAUCCAAGAAACAAUUCGAUGACAUACGCAAACCAGGUGAUGAAUCUUAUCGAAAGACGCGCGAGGAUUUGACUACCAUGGACAAGCUACAUAUGGCACUUACCGAGCUAUGUUUCGCCAUAAACUACUGUCCCACAGUGAAUGUGUGGGAGUUUGCAUUCGCACCGCGUGAAUAUCUAUGCCAGAACUUGGAGCAUCGUUUUUCACGUGACCUCGUCGGCAUGGUGAUGUUCAAUCAGGAAACAAUGGAAAUCGCAAAGCCCUCGGAACUCUUGGCGACUGUGCGUGCUUAUAUGAAUGUGUUGCAGACUGUGGAGAAUUAUGUGCAUAUCGACAUAACGCGCGUGUUCAACAACUGCUUACUACAGCAGACCCAGACGUUGGAUUCGCAUGGUGAGAAGACCAUUGCGGCGCUAUACAACACAUGGUACAGUGAGGUGCUGCUGCGGCGCGUCUCUGCCGGCAACAUUGUAUUCUCAAUGAAUCAGAAAGCAUUUGUGCCCAUCUCCCCCGAAGGUUGGGUACCUUUCAAUCCGCAAGAAUUCUCCGAUCUCAAUGAGUUGCGUUCGCUGGCCGAGCUUGUUGGCCCUUACGGCAUCAAAUCGCUCAACGAGACACUUAUGUGGCACAUUGCCAAUCAAGUGCAGGAGCUGAAACAGCUUGUCGCCACCAAUAAAGAUGUGCUUAUACUGUUGCGCACGAGUUUCGAUAAGCCCGAAGUGAUGAAGGAGCAAUUCAAACGCUUGCAGGAUGUUGAUCGCGUGCUCCAACGCAUGACCAUCAUUGGCGUCAUACUUUGCUUUCGUAAUUUGGUGCAUGAAGCGCUCGUUGAUGUGCUUGAGAAACGAAUUCCUUUCUUGCUUAGCUCCGUGCGUGAUUUUCAAGAACAUUUGCCGGGAGGCGAUCAAAUACGCGUCGCUUCCGAAAUGGCCUCUUCAGCUGGAUUGCCGUGCAAAGUCGAUCCAACACUUACGACCACACUCAAAUCGAAGAAACCCGACUUUGAUGAAGGGGAGCACCUGGUUUCGUGCUUGCUAAUGGUGUUUGUAGCCGUUUCCAUACCAAAGUUGGCUCGCAAUGAAACCUCUUUUUAUCGCGCCUCCAUCGAUGGUCACUCGAAUAACACCCAUUGCAUGGCGGUAGCGAUUAAUAAUAUAUUUGGUGCGCUUUUCACCAUUUGCGGGGAGAACGACAUAGAAGAUCGCAUGAAGGAGUUUUUGGCGUUGGCCAGCUCAUCACUUUUGCGUUUGGGGCAAGAGUCCGACAAGGAGGCUACACGUAAUCGUGAAUCGAUUUAUUUACUCUUGGAUGAGAUUGUUAAACAAUCGCCCUUCUUGACAAUGGAUCUGCUUGAAUCUUGCUUCCCUUAUGUACUCAUACGCAACGCAUAUCAUGCGGUCUAUAAACAGGAGCAGAUGUUGGGACUUUAAACGGGGAAAGUGCGUUGAGAAGGAAAAGUACUUUUUAGGUGAAGUUUGAAUGUGGAGCUCCACAUUAGAAAUUGGAUUAGAAAUUUAAGGAGUUGAUCUUUGCAAGCAACUUGAAAAGUAUUCACUCUCUGUCUUUUGCUGCUGUCUACCCUCUACAUUCUAUUUCGGCAUUUAUAGUUAUCGAAUGUGUUAUGCAAAUUAAUAGACAUACAUACAUACGUAUUAUAUGAAUAUAUAUUUAGCAUGGUAGGCAUAAAUUUCGCUAACUUAUAUUAACAUACAUUCAUACAAACAAUAAUAAAAUAUAAUAUUAAAAUUUU
Messenger RNA from Anastrepha ludens (Mexican fruit fly), 3992 nucleotides. It is a transcript of the gene Hem, whose product is annotated as membrane-associated protein Hem. Gene Ontology annotation, cellular component: SCAR complex. The transcript has 3 exons. Bases 301 to 3672 code for a protein of 1123 amino acids. Gene Ontology annotation, biological process: cell migration; cortical actin cytoskeleton organization; neuron projection morphogenesis. The record is from RefSeq and is a predicted model, not a curated record. Lineage: Eukaryota; Metazoa; Arthropoda; Insecta; Diptera; Tephritidae.